This is a messenger RNA of Aspergillus brunneoviolaceus CBS 621.78, 1838 nucleotides long. Its product is annotated as Nur1/Mug154 family protein. The record is from RefSeq and is a predicted model, not a curated record. The transcript is spliced from 2 exons. Gene Ontology annotation, biological process: regulation of exit from mitosis; maintenance of rDNA. The coding region runs from base 132 to 1475 and encodes 447 amino acids. Lineage: Eukaryota; Fungi; Ascomycota; Eurotiomycetes; Eurotiales; Aspergillaceae.
AAAACUUGCGGCUUCGACUCAAUUAGCUUAUCACGAACUUUGUCUACAGCUACUCUCUUCUGGGCAUAUGUCUAGCUAGCUUCUCACUUCCAUUAACAUCCCCAUAUCCUACCAGCCUUGCCGCCCCCACCAUGCCCCGGCUUGUGCGCCGCCGCCCGUUGACAGAGCGCAUCGCAUCCUACCUGAACCCUCUAGACUUUCUAUUGUGGCUGUCCGAGGAGGUCGAUACUCAUGACUGGGAUCAAUUCGAGAAAGACUGGGCAUUGCCGCUCGGUGUGCUCCUAAACCUGACUUUCCUCAUCGCCCGAGCCAACAGUCAAACAACGGGCAGUCAAGCUAUAGAUGAUGUGUUUGGCGACGAUGAAAGCACACCUUGGCUGAGUUGGUUGGCCUCCUUUUUGGUACACCUCCUUACGACAUUUUCCGCCUUCAACGCCUUCUAUACUUUUUAUCGUAAACGCCUUUAUCGUCUCUUCGAAGCCUCGAUCGAUCGUGCCCCCGCAACACCAUCGGCGCACCGAGUGCGAGUCGACUCAACCCCUACAACUGCGUCUCCUUUGCGGUACUUGGCCGAUGUAGUGUCUGGAUCGGCACAAUCGAGAGCGCAUCCAGAUGCUCAACGCGAUGUUUGGGAGCUCGCUGUCUGGGAUCCUUUCCCCAUCUGCAUUCGACUCUUCUGCCUGUUCAGCCCCGGCCAUGUUCUAGUCUAUUGGUUAUUCCUACCGACUCAUGUGUCUGAUCCCCGUCCCAGCGUUACCAUUGUGACCACUCUCUUUCUGGCAGCUCUGCUUUCAGUGCAGAUGACAUUCCUGUCCUCAUCCUACACGCAGCAGGCGAAAGACAACAUGCUGGUUCAUAAAGAGGUUCUCCGCGAGUAUGAUACCAAAUAUGUGCAUCCUCGAACCCAACCUCUGAUGAGGGAUGUUGGAACUCAAUUCUCGGAGUCUGAUACCGACAUCAAGCACAACAAGGUCGACACAUUCACACCAACCUUCGUCAUCAACCGAGGAUUCAAGACGAGUCCAAACCCUAACUAUAUCAAACAUAUCGACCCUGAAGGAUACUCGUCAGGACAGCAAUCCGCAGCGGGUACACCUAGUGGUCCCACAUAUCGUUCAAGUGCCCUCCAGACCCCUAGUCAUUUGCGCGAUGCUUCCCCUGUUGUCCGCAACCCAGUUGCAUCGAUUCGCCAGCCUCAAUUCCGACGAACUCCAACCGCUACUGGCGACGGAGGUAGUCUUGGGGUUUAUUCUCACGCUAAUUCUCCAUUGAGGAAAUCGGUCUCGGCGAACCUGGACCGCCGACUGCAAAGUAACGGAGACUUUUUCUACAAAGAGCGUGGUACAAGCGCAGUGAAAAGGCAGUCCAGCCCACUCAAACGGAGCAAUGUGCCUGGAGGGGAAAGUCCAGCCACGCCAGGUCCCAGACGGAGCCAACCUGGCGCACGCCGUGAAACAACCCAUUUCUUGUUGUAAGCAUCCGGUAUACGCUCAAACCUCACUUGACCAGGUUGGCAGCAAAAAGUAUUUCUUGUACAAACCAUAUCCUCAACUUUCGUCAUGGCUCAUCCUCGUGACUUUGCAUUCUCCAAGCAUCAAGUACGGCGUUUAGUGUGUUCAUCUGAUUUUAUUUGUCCUUCUCUAUUUUUCUUUGUUUCUGAGGGAAGGUCUUCUCAGAGCGGCGUUGAAGAUUUCCAGUCAUUUUCGGGAAUGGAGUUCCCGAUAGCCAGCCACUGUACAAUAUGCUUUUUGAUCCUCCGCAAUCAUGAAGACCGUUUGUCUUAAUUGGCCUUGUCGUGUUUUUGUUGAUCUGAAAUUACUUUUACUUGCCGGUGAAGC